AUGUACAAUACAUUUCCUACUCUAGAAAGAAUUAGCCUGCGCCAAAGGUUGAAAAAUAUGGAGCUGGACGAGUCUGAGGAGACUACACUGCACGAUGUUAACAUUGAAGAGGAAAUGAGAAGGAAGCAGCAGGCUCGUGAGGAAGCAUAUGAUGAGGACGAGGGCAUGCGUCAUGGUGGAACGGCCUUCAUUAUGGCACAAUAUGUUACUCUUGACCUUGAAAUAUGA
This is a messenger RNA of Dovyalis caffra, 228 nucleotides long. The record is from the annotation of a GenBank genome assembly. NCBI's taxonomy places the organism in Eukaryota, Viridiplantae, Streptophyta, Magnoliopsida, Malpighiales, Salicaceae.